AGCGUGUUAGGCUGCUCCCUUGGCUCUGGGGCUCGAGGCGGCGGUUGGGGAGGGGGGGAUUCGCGGAUUGAGGCAGCAAUAAAUUGCAUUUUAAUUCGGGUAUCGGAUCGUGCACUUGUGUCUAUAGGGGGUGGGCGUGGCCAGCGAGCGUUACUUGGGAUCGCUGCGGGCGCGGAUUACGUUGCCUGGUGGUAGAGUACGCUGUCUGCUCCGCCUCCCCCGGUUUUCCCGCCUCUUUUCACUCUUGGCUUAGACGGCCAUUAAUGUGAGGUUUUCCCGGGGAAGAAGGGAUAGCUGGGAUUUUCUCCCCCCCCCAUUUAUUGUAAGAGAACACAUACGCCUGGGCCUCCUAUCUCCCAACCCCCUCCUUCAGCAACCCCCACCCUCCUUAAAGCGGCCUCCCGGGGGUCUUAUACAAAGGAAGCCGCUCGUCCCCCUCAUCUCCCACCUCUUUCGCCUCUUGUCGCUGUUUAGUUCCAGCAGGAACCAUGUCCAGGCCGGUCAGGAACAGAAAAGUGGUUGAUUAUUCACAGUUCCAAGAUUCUGAUGAUGAAGAUUUUGGAAGAGUAUCCGCUCCUCCUCCUAAGAAGUCUCGGUCAUCUCCAAGAGAGGUAAAGGAGAAGAGAUCUGGCAAAAACUCACAGGAAGAUAGUGAAGAUUCGGAUGAGAAAGAAGUUAAGAAAACAAAAAAAGAGGGUGAUUCUGCCGAGGAAGACUUUGGCAGUGAUGAUGACUUGGCGGCAGCAGGGGAUGGAAAAGCAGAUAGUGACUAUGAGAGCCCAAAAAAGAGCAAAAAAGUGAAAAAAGCCACACCUGAAAAAAGACGUACUUCCAAAGGAAGGAAGCGAUCAGCUCAAGAUGACAGUGACGAUGAAAAGGAACAACGUAAAACUGUCCGUCAACAAAGACAGGCUGCAUCCAAGGCUGUCUCCAAGCAAAGGGAGAUGUUAAUGGGAGAUGCUGGGAGUGAAGAGGAGGAACAGGAGGAAGAAGAGGAAGGACCGUUUCUGGAAAAAGAUUCUGGGAGUGAUGAAGACUUCAUGGUGGAAGAUGAUGAUGACAGCGAUUAUGGUCGAUCAAAGAAGAAGAAGAAAAUUGUGAAGAAAUCUAAGCCUGAGAGAAGGGAGAAGAAAGUACCGAAGCCUAGGCUAAAAGCUACUGUAACGCCCAGUCCAGCAAAGGCCAAAGGAAAGAGUCGCCCUGCAGCAGCAAAGGCAUCAAAGGAAAAAUCUCCAUCACCCAAAGCUGAGGAGGAAGAGGAAGAUGAUGAGCCAGAGACACCACCCCCAGAGAAGAAACCUGCCAGCCCUCAACAAGAAAAGUCUGGUGACGAAGCAUCUGAUGAAGAAGCGCAGAGUACAGAAGAUUAAAUCGCUGGGUUGGGGGGUAAGGGUGUGAGGGUGAUUGUUUGGGGAGAUUUUAUUAAAAAAAAACACAAAAGUUAUAAAAAAAAAACAAAACAGACAGACUUGGUUUAGAACCUGAUUUAGGCUAUUGCUUGACUUUUUCACCUCCAACUCUGUCUUCAAUUUCUGUUUUAAGAGUUACAUAUGCGCUUUUCUAUUUUAUCCAGCAAAAGGUGAUACUUUUUGCCAUUUUUGGGGUUAAUGGUUGGUUGCUCCCAUCACCUGUUUGAAAUAAAGCCAUGCACAUUUUAAGUUUGCAUUGCUAAUAUAUUUUCUUUAUUUUUUCUUGUCAUUUUUUUUUGUUUGUUUUUUUACCUUCAUUAGAAUUUGAUCUGAAUGGUAAUCUGGAAAAUGGAAUAUUCUCUGCUGUUCAUUUGUAUGUGGUCAUUUCCCUCAGUAAUUAAUGGGAAGCUUUCCCAAUGUACCAUUUUAUAUAACUUUUUUCUUAAAUGUUCACAAUUUUUUAUGUAUAACGGCAUGGGUAUUUCCUUUGUCAGACAAUUCAGACCUUCAUGGGGAACUGAACUCCAGCAAAUGUUAUACCUCUUAAACAGAUGUAAGCUGUGCAGUGCUGUUAACCAAAUGUUACUGCUGAGGCUUUCAGUUUUGACUUGCCUGCUAAUGCAGGUAUCUAACAUCAUGUUACCUUUUUGGGUUGACAGUUUUUGAAGGUACUGACAAAAGAUGUGUAUUUAAAAUGUCAAUACAUAAUAUAAGCGACAUGUAAUUUUAAUUGUUGGAAGCCAUCUUAUAAAAGUAAUCUGUUAUACGUUUCAAUUUUCUCCUUUAUUGUAAAGAAACUGGUUAUAAUAUGAAAAUAAAUCAUGAACAUGCAGUUGGUAUCACAAAA
Molecule: messenger RNA, 2256 nt
Organism: Hyla sarda
Lineage: Eukaryota; Metazoa; Chordata; Amphibia; Anura; Hylidae
Gene: NUCKS1
Product: nuclear casein kinase and cyclin dependent kinase substrate 1
Exons: 8
Coding region: 489-1370 (293 amino acids)
Biological process (GO): double-strand break repair via homologous recombination; interstrand cross-link repair
Cellular component (GO): cytoplasm
Molecular function (GO): double-stranded DNA binding; single-stranded DNA binding
Source: RefSeq, a predicted model, not a curated record